Molecule: messenger RNA, 486 nt
Organism: Arachis stenosperma
Lineage: Eukaryota; Viridiplantae; Streptophyta; Magnoliopsida; Fabales; Fabaceae
Exons: 1
Coding region: 1-486 (161 amino acids)
Source: RefSeq, a predicted model, not a curated record
AUGUCUUCAUCAAAGUUCAUCAUCAUUCUUCUCAUGCUAAUUAUGUCCAUGAUGAUGAUGCCACGUGUCCCUACCACAAUCGCCGCCACCCACCCAAUAGAACACUGUUUAAGAAAAGCAAUAAACCCUCCUUCACCGCCACCUCCAACCGCCACUAAAAGCGAACUUAAGCUGUUGGAUUUUUCUAAGGUUCUUUGCCGUGACUCGUUCCGUCGUAUCUCGCACGACGUUCAAGUCACGGGAAAGUUGUCCUUACAGUACAUGAAGGCUCUUUGUAACAUCUAUGAUGAUGAUCAAGAAAAGGUUGAAAGUUUUGUUAAUGGCGCAUUCUUCAAUUAUAAUGCACAAAAACUCAUGAAUGGUGAAACAUGUUCAACGGUGAAAGAGAAGAUGCUACAGUUUGCUCCACCUAUUUGGGAAGAUUAUAAUAACAAAGAAAAAGAAGAAUGGGAUACGGAAGAUCCAAUCAUAUAUAGGUUAUUAUGA